Molecule: messenger RNA, 5226 nt
Organism: Linum trigynum
Lineage: Eukaryota; Viridiplantae; Streptophyta; Magnoliopsida; Malpighiales; Linaceae
Source: the annotation of a GenBank genome assembly
GUAAGAUGGUUUCUAAAAAGCGGCAUCCGGGAUUUCCAACUGGGUAUCUUCUUGUGAAGUCAGCAUUGUUGCUACCAGCCGCCACUGCAAGUGUUGAGAGAGUGUUUUUCGGCAAUGAAUUACGUGAAAUAUACUAUUCGGAGUCGAAUGAGUGAUGGUAUCAUGGAAUGAUUUUUUGGUAGGAUGUAUUGAGAGUGGCAUGAAUGUAUUUUGCAGACUUUUCAAAAUAUGAGAACCCAUCGUGGGUCACUAUAAAAAAUUGUCAUAUAAUUUUUUUAAAUUGGCACCCCCUUACCCUUUGGGUACGACACUGGUCAGCUCCAUUAGUACGAUAUUGUCCACUACUUUGGAGCAAGUCCUCACGGUUUUACUUUUGGAUAUCCUACUAAUGAGCUUGAUGGACACUUACACACAUUCAAUGAUCCCUUUUCUUGUAUUACCGUGGUACUUGGAUUAUGAAUAUAAUUUCUUUUUCCAUGGACAUCAUUUUAAUUAGGCUGAAAUUGGUCUGACCCGUCCCUGGUCCUGUCUGACUCGUUCCUGAAGGGUCAAGAUGUAUAACUAACUUGCACCAACCCUGUUUCUUUCAUGACCCUGUCUGGCCCUUUAGGGUCGGGGCGGGUCAAGAAGGGUCGGGUUAGUGGGUCGACCCUAAUAAAUACACUACUUCUCUAAAAAUUACAAUUUGGUACCCAAAUUUAUUUCUUCUUACAUUUUAGUACCUAAAUUCAAUUUUUUUUACAAAUAAGUCCCAAAAUUUGAUGGUAACAUUAUGAUUUGGUACCCAAAAUUUUUAUUUUUACAAUUUUAGUACCUAAACUUUUAAAAUUUUACACAUAGGUCCAACGUGUUUGUAUGACGCUAAGGGUCAUAGGGUCAAAAAGUGACCCGACCCUAAAUUGACCCGACCCUACAUUACCCUAACCCGACCUUAAACUGACCCGACCCUAAACUGACCCUGUACCUAAACUGACUCAACCCAACCCUGAGGGUCGGGGCGGGUCGGUGGGUUUAAAGGGUCAAACUUACACCCCUAAUUUUUAUUGAUAAUGUUUUUUUUUUAUGCUACUGACGGAAAUUUUCCACAAUAUAAUAAUCCAACUCUGUAAUUGUUUUUUUGUUUAAAAGUGUAGGUUUUUAAAGCUAACUUGUAGUAAAACUAACAGAGAAAAAAUGUUCGAUUGUAGCCAAAAACAAACAACCCCUUAAAAAGUUUAUCAAACUGAAUUUGUUCUGUCCGGCCACACCAGAAAAAACACAUGGUAAGCCAGCCGGCCGAUGGUUUUGUUGCAGCAAUGCCGAUGAGGACAGAACACGACGACGAUCGAGCCAAUGAAAAAAAAGCAGAGAAUCCCAAAAGGGCAAUAAACCCACAAACCAAAACGUACAGCGAUUGCAUAUGAGGGAAGAAGAUGGGGGAAAGCUUUACCAUUUGAUGACCCCGCCGGUGAGUUAUCUAAUCGCGACCACCGGGCGGCACGUCCCGGUAUUUGGGAUAUAAGUAUUAGAACCAGAGGUUUGCUAGCUCCGAUCUGUUUGGCGGGCAAAGGGAACCAAGAUGACUGCAGGGAGCCCGUGCCUACUUUGCUUUGCUUUUUGUUUCGAUCGAAACCAUGAAUUAAUACCCCUCCAAAAGAGACAGUGAGUUAAUUAGAGAACAUGACGUCUAACUGCACAACGCCAUUGGUUUGAGACGUGGAGAGACAUAAGCCUAACACCAAACCAUACAUAUGAUAUAGCCAUAUAGGAAUCUCAAUGUCGGGAGAGGGCGUAUCCUAUGACUAGGGGCUAAGCGCUUUGAUUUGGAUACAUCGAUCUAACGAUUAAAAAAAUAGGAAGUUAAUUAGUAAUAGAGAGGUAAUUUGGGUAUUAUGAAAAAUUACGAAGUAUAUACAAACCAGAUUUACAAACAGUACAAAUUAUAUAAACAUACAAAUUAAACAAUACAAACUAAAACGACAAAACAUACAAACUAGACCGAAAAACAAUACAAAUCAUACAAAAUAUAAAAAAACAAUCAUAUUGACUUUGGAAGCUCGGUCCCUAUAUAGAGGGGUUUCGUCCCAAAGCCAAUCCGGUUGUUUUUUAGACAGACAAAUAGAGGUGGCAAUUCUCAAUCCAAUCCACCAUUUCAAUCCACCAACCCAUUAAAUACAUCCACCUAAUCCAAUCCAUUUGAUUCAAAUCCAAUUGGAUUUGUGGAUUCAUCCAUGAAUUCAAAUGGCAAAUUACAAUUUGGUACCUAUACUUUUUAUAUUUUACAUUUUGGUACCCAAAAUUUAAUUUUUCAUACGAAAAAUAUCAUUGGAAAAUUACGUUUUGGUACCUAAAAAUUUUCAUUAUGACAUUUUAGUACCUAAACUUUUCACAUUUUACAUAUUGGUCCUUGGUUGAGGAUGUCAUUUGGAUUCAUGGAUAAUCCACAAAUCCACUUGAUCCAAUCCAUGAAUCCACCAAUCCAUUUGAUCCAUGGAUCAAUCCAUUUGUCACCUCUACAAACAAACAUUACAAAUGUGGUGGACAAAAAUGACAAAUUAGGCCGACAAACCAUACAGAAUGGAAAAACAGUCGGGGUUGCCCAUUCACGUGAUGUUGUGCUUUAAGUUGCUCCUAAUGUUGUGCUGAAGAUUUGGAUAAACAUUUGGAUUGCUUUUGAUGGAGUAACUGGGAGGGGGCAAAUUGCAUGCAUUAAGUUCCGUGGUAGAUCCUUUUGAGCACUUUAAUCAAGUCCUGCUUGCUAAAGUGGCUUGAUAGAUUCUAGAGGGUUCAGGGUCUCUCUAGCUCAAAUAAGGGUCAGUAUAGUGUAUGUCAUUUUUAACCAAAUUUGGAUUAUACUAUUUAAAUGAUAAUGAAUGAAAUAAAAUAAUUUUAGUGACAACCGUAAAUUUUUUUAGUAAUUCCAAUGAUCAAACUUGCAAUUUACCCUUGUUAUUUGUUAAUACAAGUAAUGGCUGGAAAAAAAAAAGUAAGGGCAAUUAUGGAAAUCGGAUUAUUAUUGACGGGUCGGCUCAACUCCGACCCGGCCCCGUAACGGAGUCUCGUGGAUUGAACGAGGGGAAUUUCGCAGAGGGAAGCUCGAAAAGAGAAAGAGAAAAAAUCUGAUCACAUAACUGUAUAACAUCACCUGCCGGCCGCCGCUGCUUUCUUCUACAUCCCCUAACGCCGGCGAAGUAAGUCUCUCUCUCUCUUUUUCUGUGGGUAGUUUCGUGAUUGGUAAAGGACGGGAAAUUUUCCAGUGCUGUGGAUCUCUCUGUGAAUAAGCUUCGUUCCAGAUUUGAUCCCCCCCACACUAAGAUUGGUUUUAGGGAUUCAUUAUUGUAGAAUUGAAACCUUCAGCCAAGCCUAGGUAGUUAGGGUCCAGCGGAAGAGUUUCUGAUGCGGUGAAUGAGAUUGAAUUCUUGGUUUGAUUGCUUCUUUGUAUGCAGUUUUGUAUUCGCAUUUCAGGUUACUUUGGCAGAUGAAUUUCAUGUCUUGGUGUCAGUUCUAAGUUUUCUUCUUCUGGGGUGUUUAUUUCUAGCCCAUAUAGAAUGUGUUAAGACCUUUGUAUGCUAAUUUGCUAAAGGGCUCAUUUUUUUCCUUGUUCAUUGGUUUACUAGACAUGCUGCGGUGAGCAUAUUCUUAUUAACAUCUGAGCUGUGUCGCUUGAUUUGGGCACUUUUCUUUGUCGUUGCGGAAGUUUAACUCUGGAAUUGAAAUGAAUGUUCUUUGAUGGUCUUAGAUACAGUUCUCAAACUGAGCUUAGUAGGGUUUUGGCAGUAUGUUUGGAUUCCGGCUAAAGCAGUGCUCUUUCAGUUUCGAGCCGGUGCAACACUUGGUUGCUUGUGAAGUUUAUGAGGGGGCAUGCUUGGGAAUAGAAUGGAUCUCUUCUCAUUUUGAAUAUACAAUGGAGUGGUUUGUUCAGUGAAUUUGUUUGAUGGCCAUGGUUUCAGUAGUUAUUGGGUGGAGAAAGAUCCAAAAAUGGUUGGCAAUAUGUGGAAAUAUGGAGUUCUGUACAUUCUCUUCAAACUUUUUCUGCUUAGUUAGUUCCAAGAAAUUGUUUGAUGGUCAACGCUUCUGUAGUUAUUGGGUGGAGAAAGAUCAGAAAAUGGUUAGCAAUCUGUGGGGAAAUGGAGUACUAUACGUUCUCUUCGAACUCUUUCUACUCUGCCUUUAUCAUGUAAAACCAAACUUCACUGUGCCGUUGCUCCUGCCUAGAGCAAAGUCUGUGUGUCACUAAGCGUGAUUCAUUUUCUCAUCAGUUGAUUUAUUUGGACUAAUCGUUCCUUCUGCAGGUUCUUUCCAUUCUCUUGUUAGUUUGAUCAGGCUAUUCGAACCUUGAUACAAGAUCAGCAAAACAGGCUCAGAAGAUGCUGCGCACAGAAGUACUAACUGCCUACAAAUCUCUGCUGAGAGCUACUCGUAAAUCAUUUGCUGGUGACCAGUUGAUGUUGAAUGGUUCGGCAAUGGAGAUCAGGAAGAAAUUUGAUGAGAACCGUCAAGUUACCUCUGAGGCUGAAAUCAGAAGGCUCCUUGAAGAGGCAAAUGAAGCUUGCCAUUUCAUAUCAACCAUGAUUGUUCAAGCUAAAUUGAACGAACGGGGUGGCUAUGAGGUGAAGCCCAGCAAGGAACAUGCUGAUGCAACACUCGAGGUUCCAACUGAGGAGCUUCUUCGCAAGACCAGCUAAUGACGAUUUUGAUUCCUACCCUCCAGGGUUCGAGUUAGGCAUAUGCGUCCAAAUUUUGUUAGGGGCCUGUAGAAACAAGUUGAGGAUGAUUUUUAGUUAUCUACCCCUUCUGCUGUUGUUUGUGGUACCUCUACUCAGUUCCUCGAAACAGAGUAUGUUUGUAAGAAUCACAGUUCACGGGAGGUUUUUCGCUGUAUUGACCAAUCCUUGAAGCUUUAUUCUCUUUUUUCUUCUGGUCGAUGAAUAACCAGAACUCUCAUUUUGUUGAGCAAGACGAUAGCUAGCGAAGAUUUUGGCUCUCUUGUGGCUGGUUGCUCCAGUGAAAUAGCUGUGUUGAACUAUAAGAUGCUUCCACAAAUGUGUUAACCAACCAUUAGUUUUCAUGCAAGAAAGCCAAUUCACUCUGCAACCUUACAAAAAAAUGUAGCAUUGCACAAACACUUUGACAUCAAAGUUCAAACAGCCUAAUAAAAUGUUGCGUAACGAUAUUACAGAGAAGACUUGUUCGAACGUUUUGGUUCAUGAAAUGUUUCUAAAUUGGAAACAAAGCUACAAGGGAAGA